Messenger RNA from Verruconis gallopava, 732 nucleotides. RefSeq lists its product as uncharacterized. NCBI's taxonomy places the organism in Eukaryota, Fungi, Ascomycota, Dothideomycetes, Venturiales, Sympoventuriaceae. The transcript has 2 exons. The coding region runs from base 1 to 732 and encodes 243 amino acids. The record is from RefSeq and is a predicted model, not a curated record.
AUGCCAACUAUUCAUAGGUUGCGAUGUCCACUCUGGAUAUGCAAAGCAUCGUUUACAGCACUUGCUUCCUCCGUGUCUGAUAUUCUUGUUGCAAUAAUUAAGUUAGAUAUCACAAAGUGGAAUGAGUGCGCCGCCGUCGAUCAAGAGGCAACGCGAGUAUUCGUCCUCGCCUCCUCCGGUCUUCAAGAGGUCUCGCGCAGGACGGGAGUCCCAGUACAAGAGCGGACCCAGCAGCAACUUCUCAGCCCCUCACCGGAAUCCUCUGCUUUGACUUCAGAUGACAACCUUAACUCCUUGUUCGACUCUUCCGCAGGCGAGGAUGAACCUGACAACGAGCAACCAAAGACAUCAACCAGAGUGUUUGGACUUAAGACAGACGUAUUUGAUAUGUCUGACCCGGCUGGACAACACCUCAAAGCAGCCCACGGAGAGGCUUUUAGGGUCAAAACAUACCAAAUGAACGAUCAGGAUUCUCUCGAAGCAGCCAACAUGCACAGUCAGAAGCGCAAAACACGAAGUUCGUCACUCAACAUUCCUGUUCAGCCGUCAACGAUGGCACAGAAUGAUCUGUCCACGAAUGUGUCGCAUGCGAAGCCAACCUGCACUUCUUCACGCAAGAGCCCAGGUUCUAAGUUUAUGGCCGAAGCGCGGGCAGCUGCGAGGCUGGAGUCUCAGCAGAAGAAGCGCGAUGAGGCUUCUAUUCGAGAGAGACGUAGAUACACGAGGCCAUAG